This is a messenger RNA of Guillardia theta CCMP2712, 294 nucleotides long. RefSeq lists its product as hypothetical. Lineage: Eukaryota; Cryptophyceae; Pyrenomonadales; Geminigeraceae. Bases 1 to 294 code for a protein of 97 amino acids. The record is from RefSeq and is a predicted model, not a curated record. The transcript has 3 exons.
AUGUCAGCCCCCUACGACGCCAACAGCCAAGAGUACGACAAGAUCGAAGAGAAACAUGAGGACAUGAGAAGUCGAAGACAGGAUAAGACGAUCACCAUGUUGUUCAGCAUCCUCAAGGGAAAGCGCGGUGGUGCAAAGAGCCCAGAGCAGGAGCCGACCUUGAGCACCAUGCUCAAGGGAAAGCGCGGUGGUGCAAAGAGCCCAGAGCAGGAGCCGACCUUCGCUCCCAUGCUCAAGGGAAAGCGCGGUGGUGCAAAGAGCCCAGAGCAGGAGCCGACCUUCGCUCCCAUGUAA